GCGUUGGGCCUCACUAGUAACUCAUGCGAUUUUCUUGCGGUUUUCUUUCUCGAUAUACGCAGGUGGCGCGCGCAUUUGUUGUCGCGAUUAUCGAAUUUCCGAUCUUUGCUGGUAUUUGUGUCGAGUUUGUAUUUUAGGUAUUCGAAAUAUGAACUGUAUUAUAAGUAUACGUGUAUAGGUAUAGUGUUGUGUUGUGAAUCGUAAAUUGUAUGUGGCUUGUUUUAAAGACUGCGAUAAGUGCUCGCUGUAUGCUGUGCACAGUUUUUGCUAAUGGAAACGUAAUAACCCUUCUUGCAGUCGGGUAAUAAAGAUAUAAGCUUUAUGUUUAAUAACAUGGAUUCAAAUCGAAUAUUAUAUCUACCCUGAUUAUUUAAUUUACCACAAAACAAAAUGGUUAAUGGCAAUUACGUGUUAUAUGGAGACAGACCGUCUUCUGAAUCAGAAACUGUUGACGAUCAUGUACAAACACGCACUGCAGAGAGAAAAACUAAACGAAAAUCGAAUAGAAACUCUAAAGAGACACACAAUCAUAUCAAAGUAGAAUUGGACAAUGAAACCGAUGCGGUGAAGUUCGAAAAGAAAAUAAAAGAGCCACGUCUCCUCCGGUACGUUCCAAAUACUGAAGUUCAGGAAAACUAUUUAACAGAAAAAUUCGAGACCUACGAUCUGAAACCGACUGAAGAGCUUCCGAGACGAGCUUUUAUGAAGAAACCAAAAAACCCAGCCGACGGUUCUGUGAACUACGCUUACUCCCGUUCGAGUAGCAGUUGCAGCUCACCCAAUUUGCCGACGAUAUCUGAACACGGAGAACAGUAUGGCACGUACCGCGUACGAUCAUCACAAACGCCGCCGAUCAGCAAUCCGAUUACCGGUUACGAGAAUAAACUCGACAAGUAUUUCGCUAAGCCAAGGGAAGUGAAGACAUUCGCAGCAAAGGUAGGCUACUACGGUUCUCACCCGGACAGUUUGUACCGGAUACCAUCGGACAGCGGUGUUGGGACAGACAAAUUCGUGCGCGCUAUGCGACUUCUGCGAUGGCCUCUCGCACUGUUCACCGUGUGCGUGGCGCUCGCUUUGUUCGUCUACUUCUUGAUGCCUGUUAACAUGACUUCAGAUUCGGAUACAGUCAACGCAACAUAUUGGGAGCAAGGCACAUCACAAGCGCAACAUACAAACAAGAAUCAUUUAAAUUCAGCGCAAAACAAAGGAACAGAAAAAUCUCGGCCUCGUGGUACAAAAACACCAGAAAUCGACUUUUAUGACCCAGAUAACGGCGAGAAUCCAGACUUGACCACAUUAAUUGAUAUUAUAACAGAAAGAAGUCAGAAAAGGAAACUUCCAAUACCACCAGUUUUUCCUACACACAUAUCACCAGAAGUACAAUAUGGAAAUGAGAGGGUUGAUUCGGACAAAACGCGUUCACCAAAGAUACUAAAAGAUGUGACCACUGUGACCAGUGACUCGACUUUAAAACCACAUAUCACUCAAAAGCCAGAGAAGCCACUCGCUGUUUAUUUUAAAGAUGGGGACGGAGUGACCACAACCAGUACAGAGUCUGUGCCUAUAGUAGAAACUUUUGCUAACGCGGAAACUUCAAACGACAUUAACGCUUAUCUAAAAACACAAAAAAAUGGAUCACCGUCCACUCAGCCUGAAAUCAAAUUCAAUGAAGUGCCAACAUCGACGGUUUCAACGCUGCCAGAAUCUGAGAAGAAGUACGUCAAACAGAACUUCAAUGCUGGGCCGAGUUUCCCACCAGAGCUCCAAGAGUUUUAUGAUCAACCAAUAGUCAACAGCGGCAAAUUCACAUCAGGCCACUCCAAACUUUUUGGUAUUUCUAUAGAAGAUGCUGAAAAUAUGAAAUCUACUACUCAAAAUUCGUUGUAUAACACCAGAGUAUCCCCGACAUUACCUACUUGGCGUAACCGAGAUGAUUUCACGACAAAAAAGUAUCCAAUAAACGGUAACUAUGAUGUUCCCCAAUGCCGUUCUACUCGUCUGCCAUUUUGUCGGGGAGUCCUGCCGUAUGACUUAGCGACCGGUCCCGCUGCCAUCGGGGAUGUCGAUGUCACUACACUGCUGCCACAAAUAGAAUACCUAGUGAGCACAAAUUGCAGUCAACGGGUCCGCCACUUUGCCUGCACGCUCCUAGAACCUGAAUGCAGCCCGCCUCCGUAUUCGCAAAAAUUGCCCUGUUACAACUUCUGCAAAGCGAUCGUGGAUCAUUGCGACAACCUGAUACCCAGGGAGCUGCAGUCAAUGUUCUCAUGCAGCCAAUACUCCAGCAGCAACUGCGCCGGAGCAAGAGCACCUUGCUACUCUCGCGAGCUGGCGUGUGGGGACGGUACCUGCGUGCCGCGGGACUGGGUCUGCGAUGGCACCAGGGACUGUGCUGGAGGUGAAGAUGAAGCACCGUGCACAAAGUGCGAGGAUAAUGAAUAUCGAUGCAGUUCUGGAAUGUGUAUUACAAAACGCUGGCUCUGUGAUGGCUACGCUGAUUGUCCCAGCGGUGAAGACGAGCACAAAGAGUUGUGUCAGGGCCGCAGACUGGUGAACUUUCCUCGGGAGGAAGACAUCGAUGAGCCCGGCGAGGAACCGGCCGGAUCUGCACCCGCGCCUUCCGUCCGCAAGCCCAAUAGACUGCCUGUUGCUUAUGAAAGAGGUUAUGCAAAUAGAAAUGGCGAAAGCGAUAAUAGUAAAGAAUUGCUCAUGACAAGCGACAGCAGUAAUGCCUUCAGGCGUAACUUUACCCGUCGUCCCUCACCAUCGCGUCUAACACCAUACAAUCGCCCUAAGCCACUAGAUGUAAAACUAAACGCUGAUGAACAGACAAAACAAUUGAACCUCAGCAAAAAUAAUGAGACUGCAAAACAAACAGAAGACAAGCAAGAAUCAGAAGAAGACAUCAGUCUUGACGGCUUAGGUAUAUUCGAAGACAUUGAAAAAGUAAAACCUGAAGUUAAAGAAAAAACUGAAGCUGACAAAAGUGAAAACACAAAUAAGAAACUUAUUCCAAGGCAAAAUAUACGCAAGCAAGUAAAUCGUGUGAAACAACAAGACCCGCCGGUGAAACAAGCUGAAGAUAGCCCGACACAAACUCGUUUGGAUAAAACGCUAAAUAAACUUGAACGAAUAAUCGAUGGAGCUUCUAUGUUAAGGAAAGCGGCCCAAGCGCAACGAGAAGAAACUAAGGAUUCACCUGAAACGAACAGCACUAUGAUUGAUGAGCUAUCUCCCAGCGGAUACAACAGUGCACACGCUUCACCUUGCCCCAGUGGAGAACUGCGCUGCGUUGACGGCCGCUGCAUCACACUAGCGCAACUCUGCGAUGGAACUGUCGACUGCUCUGACCAUGCUGAUGAAGACAAUUGCUUUACAUAACAUCGCAUCUUUCAAGUUGUUAUUGUGUGAUUUGUAAAAAGCUUUCACGCGUGAACAUAGCUUCCUAACCUAAUUACAUCUGUAUGAAUGUAAUUUACGAACUGGUAAUAUGUAGUUUGUUUGCUCAUAAGAAUAUUAAACUGUAAGUUGUGCUUCAUACUCACAGAACAGAGAUCGCUAAAAGCUAACGCUUUUAGCAAUAGAAGUAGCAUAGGGGCGUGGCCCGCUUACACCCGGGUGUGCGGAGCUUCGCAAGCCUAUCCGCGUAUGUACUAGCAGUCUUGUUUCGUUGACUGACACGUUACGUCCUGCGGUUGUCAAAUUCGGUAAUUGAAAAUAAUUAAAAACGAUUAGAAAAAUGCUGUAUUGUGCCGUUUUGGAAUACAAAAACGCUAGCCGUCACAAACAUGUAUCAAAUUAUGGUGUUUUGUACCAUCGUUAAGACGUAUUUUAUUUUAUUUUCAUUAAAAUAUGAAAAAAUAAUUUUACUCAAAGUCACAAACUAAAAUUAACUUUACGGGAAUAGUACUAAAGUUUACUUUAUUUUAAUACAAGUUCGAUUUUCUCGAAGAUUCUGUUGACACCAGUGGGCAUACAUUUGUUGCAUCAACAACAACAACAAAACUAUCAUAAAUCAAAAAUUUACAAAAAUGAUUUUAUUGCAAUAAUUCUUCUAUUCCUAAUUAAAUGUAUUAAUUAUUAAUAUUAAUAGUUGUUGUUAUUUUAUAUUUAUAUAAUAAUAAAUAAAUAUACGAUUAUUUUAUUGUUUUCAAAGCCAAAGGUUUCAAUUGAAAAGCAGCAUAUUUUAUGCUUUUAAUAUCUCCUCUAUCAUUCAAUUUAUCAGAAAACUGCAAAACAUUUUGAAAAUAUGAUUUCAAUGUAUAUAUUAUAUUAUGCUUUAUAUACAAUAAGAGGAAAAAUAGACCCAAAAAUAGUUUUUAUUUUUCUUGUUUUAGUUCUCCUGAAAAAAGUGUAAUUUUGAUUUAUGUUAGUUUUGAAUUUAAGAAGCUGCCAUAUGUCAUUUGGCUAUUCAUUAAGGGAUGUCGAUAAUAAUAUAUCGAUAUUUUAUAUCUACUACUAUUAUAUUAUGAUGACACGAUCAUGAUGAAAUUUUCAAAAUUUUUUUUAGGAAUCCGGAGAGGAAAAAUAUUAAUCGAGGUGACUAGGAAGCAAAAUUUGUUUUAUGCAAAACCGCAUUGUAAUUUGUUCCAAACAUUUUACGCAGUCAGACACGUUAAUGUAAAGUGGAAACAGAAGAUAUUUAGUAGUCACGGCAGUGACAAACAAAAAGACUUUUUUUCUUCUAAAAGUCGUAUUCAUGUCUUUUAGGAUACAAAUAAAGUGACGAACUUAAAGUGUUAGGAAUAAAAUAAAUAUAUAAAUAGGAUAUAAUUGAGUUAUUUUCCGCAAAAAACCGACGAAUUAAAAAAAAUAUACUAUUGUGUUUUUUAUAUAUUUAGGAACUAUUUUUACUUUGCAGUAAAGAGUGAUCUUUUCGUUAAAAUAUUUAGGAAUUAAGGUUACGAAAUACUUAGAGCAGCUGGUCACGUGUUUCUCAAAACUUAAACGAACGAAUUUAGACAUUGCAAUAUUGUGACAUUGUGGUGUUUUUCUGAUGAUAUCUAAAGUUGACAGAUAGGCUUAUCAAUACUUGUAGUUUGGUCUAUUUUGUAUUGGCAAAUAUUGUACAUACAUACCGAAAAAAUUAUAAAAAAUCUUCUUCUGUAAUUAAAUAUAGUUGGAAAAAAAUAGUCUGAGAAAGAUAUGACGACACUGUACUAUCUCGUGUUUUAUUUUUUAUUAUUUGUUUUUAUAUAACUUUCAUUUGUUAUUCAAAUUGUCCUGAGAAAUUUGUGAAACAUUGUUAUCAUUGGUUUUUCCAAAUGUAUCACUCCGAAACUACUUAAUAAAAUCUAAUGGAACUUAGCACAAUUUAAGCAAAUAGUACGAAGAAGGUUAUAGAUUCUUCAUGUUGCGAAUAUAAAAAUAGAAAGGGUGAAAUAGGGUUAUCCCCUAUUAGUUAAGGUUUCGUGGAAAGUACUAAAUUUUUCAAGUACACAAAUUAUGAACUUGUGUUUGACCUUCUUUGUUGUGUAAACUCGAAUCGUGCAAAGUUUCUGUUGAAUUAAUGUUUUUUCAGAGUGGUUCAUUAAAACAAAUGCUUUUUUAUACUUUCUUGUGUGUGUUUCUUCACAUAUUUUUAAUUUUUGAUUGACCUAUGUUGUUCUUCUUAGUUUUAUAAAACUCAAAUGUUUUUAAACAAUAGACGUUCGUUUUAUGUACUGCGAGUAACGAGACUAUCGAUGUUUAAGACUAUCGUUAUUUCACAUCCCUAGACAAUAUUAAUAAAACAAAGUUAGGAUCAUUUUGAAUCUUAUUUAUAAGGUAAUAAAGCUUAUAAAUAGAGACAACUAGUGACGAGUAGCGGUACUAUAGAUUUCAUUCAUGAAUUUUCAUUCAAGAAUUUUCAUUUGUUCUGAGACAACAGUAAUAAAUAAUUUUCAACUCUAAAAUAAGGGUAACAUAUUUAUUUUUUCACUAAAUAUUAAACAGCCAAUUAAGUGAAGAGUUUAUCAGUGUGAUAAGUAUUAUUACACUAUAAAUGUGUUUGUAAGGCCACGCCCCCGGGUACGCUGGUUUCAAUACAAACGGUUGGCACUUUAUAAAUCUAGUUACUUCUUAUAUCUGUGUUCAUACUAAUAUGGAAAAUAUAUUACGUAUAUUUUUAGGAUUGUAUUGUUACCCAAACAUCGAAUUUUUAAACUAAGUGCUUAGUUUUCUCUAAAUCUGCUGCAAAAGAAAAUUGUGAGAAGAAUAUCCGGUAAAGAUCAUGUUUUCUCAUAAAAUUUGUAUUCGCCUUAUUACUUUUGACGAUCAUCAUCAUCAUCUGAAUUAACAGCCGAUGAACGUCCUACAGUGGACUUCCAAACAAAAUGAUCCCGAGCCGCCAGCAUCAGCGGCUUGAUAUCCUCGGUCCAUCUAGUGGGGGGUCGAUCAAUACUGUGCUUUCCGGUGCGGGGUCGCACCUUGGGACCCCAACGUCCGUUGGAUCUUCAAACAGGCAGAGCGGGCCAUAUAGCCUGCCCUUUGCCACUUCAGUGACUUUUGACGAAAAAUCUUAAAAUACCGAUUGCUGGCAUUGUCUGUAUUAACAUUGUUUUCUCAAUUUUCGUAGCUAUCUUAAUUAACGUGCUUAUUAUUAUUUUCUUUUUUUGUGAUAGAUUAUAAUAAUUUUAAUUAAUCUGUAAAAUUUAACCUAGUUUAAACUGCUUCAUUUAUUAAGUUUAAUAAUUUGAUAGUAUGUAAUUUAAGUUAAGAUAAUAUUUUUAAUGUAAGCUGUGAUAAAGCAAUGCAUGUUAUCGAUAGAAUUAUUUGAAUAAAUAACGCUUAAAUUGCGUUAAAGGACAGUAGGUACUUGAAAAUCACCGUACCUCACGUGUUCCACUGUAAAAAUGUUUUUAUCAGUUUAGAAUAAAGUGCACAAAAGUGAACUUUGUUAAAAUUUAGUUAUUUUACAUAUAAGAGGUACAAGGAACCUACUCGUAGGUAAUAAUAAAUUGAACUUACUAUCCAUACAUUUCUCGAAGAAACAUCAAACUAAAUUAAUUAUUGAUAAGAAUUUAUAUAGAUUGGUGCAAAAAGUAACCGGCUCGAAGGACCAUGUUGACUGUAUUUAGUUAAACGGUCAUAAAUUUAUUUUUUCUUUGACAUUUUGAGAAAUUUAAAAUAUUUGACGAUGUUGUGAUUAACUUUCACAUUUGUGAUUGCGACUUAAAUACAUAGUCUAUCCUUUAUGGUUAAGAACUGAUUACAAUAUGUAUUAUUUAAAUUAACCGUUCAUACUUUUAGCUAUACCGAAACAAAAACCGUAUCUGUCGUGAUUUGAUCUUUCGAGACUUUGCUUUGAAGAUUUGAAGAAAAAACUAAUGAAAAUGAAAAUGAUGGUAUUUUUAGUUUUUGUAGAUAAGUUGUUUGUACGAUAGAAUUUAUUAUCUUAAUUAGUUUAUCUUUGUAAAUAAUAUUAGAAAUAUUUAUUUAUUUUGAGAUCUCUAAGUUGAUUUAAUUGGUUCUUGUGUUAUGUUGUUCAACAUUAUAUUAUUUUGUACUUAAGUAACGAUGCGCUUACACGGGAAAUUGAUUGAGAUUUUCUUGGCACCACGUAUAGAUCAAUCCGGAGCAAUCAAUGGAGCAAUUAGGAUCAAUUUCAAUAAAGUUCUGCACCAUAUUGCUUGUAAUUGUUCUAUAUAUAUUCCAUAUUUCUUAUUGUCCUCGACGCGUUUUGCGCAAUGUCUAUUCUCGAUUAGGAACUCUUUCGUUGAUAUAGUUGUCGUUUUCACAUUAGUGAAUGAUGACUGCGUAUUCCCCGUUGAAGUAGGUAACUUAUUUGUUAAUGUAUUGCAUAUUAUUAAAUGAGGCGUGACGUCAUAAUUAACAUGAUAUUACCUAUAGAAUGGAGCGAUUUGAAUUGCCCGUGUAAACGCGUCAUAAUCUACUGUUUAAGGAUAAGAAAAAUAAUCUUAAUACUCAGUUAUGUAUUCAGGUCUGUAACUAGUUAUUGUUAAAAAUUCUCAUUAAUCAAAGAUAUUUAACAAAUAUCUUAGUUAUUAAUAAGUCUAGCUAUCGAACGUUACCUACCUACCUUGACAAAAAUGUAUUUUUACCAUUUUUUUUUGAUAAUAUUAUAAUAUAAGCUUCGGAUAUCCAAAGUAAAGGUCAUAAUAUUAAUAUAAAACACUCUUAUUUGAUACCGAAUAUUUACUGUAUUGUACUUGUAUAUGCUUAGUAACUAUCAUACGAGUGUUAAGGCGACAUACGAGUGUUUGAGGGUGGAGGCGGUAUUUUGAGCACAAAAUUACCGAAGAACCUACUUCAUCCACAGUCGGAGCUUAUAAACUCGCAGUAUCCUUUAUAUUUAAUUAAUAGGUACUAAGGUAAGUGUAAUGGUAGAUUUAUUGUAUAGACACUUUUCUAAAUUUUGAUACGAUAAUAAAUAGUAUGCCAUGUUUUAUAAUA
This is a messenger RNA of Bicyclus anynana (squinting bush brown), 8394 nucleotides long. RefSeq lists its product as uncharacterized. The transcript is spliced from 10 exons. The record is from RefSeq and is a predicted model, not a curated record. Gene Ontology annotation, molecular function: protein binding. NCBI's taxonomy places the organism in Eukaryota, Metazoa, Arthropoda, Insecta, Lepidoptera, Nymphalidae. The coding region runs from base 391 to 3381 and encodes 996 amino acids. Gene Ontology annotation, cellular component: plasma membrane.